UCUCUUCGGGUCUCCCCCUCUAUGUGUAGUGGUUUGGCCCAUCCGUCCGCGUUCCUUCCGCCGGCCCUUGGCACACGCUCCUAGGGUCUAAUGUAGGAGCACCCGGAACGCUGGCUGCUGGACGAGAGGCCACUCUCGGUUAUCGGUACUUAGCAGCCCCGGUCUGGACCGUGAGACUCCUGCCCCGCGGCGUGCAGGUUGUCCUGCCUCUUAGCCCGCGAGGACCUUUUAUAAGAGCUGCCAGGCACAAUGAAGGUUCUCCUUCUCAAAGAUGCCAAGGAUGAUGACAGCGGCCAGGAUCCAUAUAUCCAGGAGCUGCGGUUGUGUGGCCUGGAAGCUACGCUGAUUCCUGUUCUGUCGUUUGAAUUUAUGUCGCUGCCCAGUUUGUCAGAAAAGCUGUCUCAUCCUGAAGGCUUUGGAGGACUCAUUUUCACCAGCCCCAGGGCAGUGGAAGCAGUGAAGCUGUGUUUGGAGAAGGACAAUAAAACUGAAGCCUGGGAGAAGUCUCUGAAAGACAGAUGGAAUGCCAAGUCUGUGUACGUGGUUGGAAGUGCCACCGCUUCUCUAGUGAAUAAAAUUGGCCUGGAUGCAGAAGGAGCCGGCAGUGGAAAUGCAGAAAAGCUCGCUGAAUAUAUUUGCUCAAAGCCAUCUUCAGAGCUGCCUCUUCUCUUUCCCUGUGGAACUAUCAAAGGAGACACUCUUCCGAAAAUGCUCAGAGACAAAGGGAUUCCCAUGGAAAGCAUGCAUGUCUAUCAGACAAUUCCACACCCUGGAAUCCAAGGGAGCCUGGAGAGCUACUAUGAAAAUCAGGGCAUCCCAGCCAGCAUCACAUUCUUCAGCCCCUCCGGCCUUAAAUACAGCCUCGAGUAUAUUCAGGCGUUAUCUGGUGGCAGCUUCGACCAGAUCAAGUUUGUAGCCAUCGGCCCCAGUACAACUCGUGCUAUGGCUGCCAAGGGCCUGCCAGUGAGCUGCACUGCCGAAAGCCCCACACCACAAGCCCUGGCUGCAGGCAUCAGGAAAGCGCUGAAGCCAAACAGCUGCUGCUGAGGUCUGUGCUGAGCCAGCUCCUUCCCCGUGCAUGGGACAGCCCACUGCUGCCCGAAGAUGGAACCCAAGUUCAGAAAGGAGCUCUGGAGAAGCUGCCUGUGAGCAUGUUGCCGUCCGCCGUCCACUGAGUCCAGCUUGGAACCUAGGCCGGGUUCACUGGCCAUUAGACCCAGGGAGAGAGAGCUUCCUGUGCCUAGAAAGAAGGAAAUGAAAUGGACCACGUGGUGACUUGUGGUUGCUGCCCACUCUAACAAACUCUAUUUCUUUCAUGUGUACCGGUGUCUUGUCUGCAUGCACAUCUGUGUGCCACCUGCAUACCUGGUGCCUGGAGAAGCAAGGCAAGGGUGGCAGAUCCCCUAGAACUGUGAGUUGGGGACAGCUGUGAGCAGCCAUCUGGGUACUGGGAAUUGAACCCAGGUCCUCUGAAAGAAUAAGUCCUCUCAACCACUGAGCCAUUCCUCCAGCCCACGGUUAUCAUCUGUGGUUCUCAGGGCAAAGCGGUGUUCUGGGGCAACAGAACGUCAUAGUCUCUCUGAUGCUGACCUGUUAAGAAUGACAAAUCGCUAUGUGUGAAGUAGACUUAGUCAUCAUACAAAAUAAAAUAAAAAUAAGACUGGGCCAAGCAUGGUAGCCCACUCAUGAACUCAGCACUGCAGGAAUGGAGACGGCAGUCGUGAGCUUAAGGUCAGCCAGGACUAUAUAGUGAGACAUUAUACACUAUAUCUAAACAUUUGCAAAAAGAAAAAAAAGACUUAAAGGUCUGCCUUUUUGUCCCCUGUGGAUAAUAUGCAGAUAAUUACGAGAUUUUUAUCUCAUUCUGAAACAUAACGGCAGCAUAUCUAUCAAGCCAGCUGCUUCUGGUCUGUGUGCAUACAUGUGGAUGUGUGUGUUAGAAAUGUUAGCCCUGCAGAAAGGCUCUGAAAACUGUGUUCCCAGACUAGAUUUCUACUAGGCAAUCCUGGACUAGAUUUGAGCUGUGUUAAGAAAAUCGUUAUUUGUCUCUCAGCAGCCCGUGGGCUGGUGUGGGGGAGGACAGCUGUGUACUCAUGCAGCUGUCUACAGUGGAAGGCAUCUUCUCUUAAGUGCACACCAUGCCCAGCCUCAUGCACUAAGCUCUACACAUGUGAUGUGAUCCUCAGAGCAACUCUGAAACCCCUGAGCCACCUCACAUCAUCCCAACAGUCGAGGAAGAAGGGUCUAGUGCCAUGGUUCAGUACUGCAGUUCGGGUAUGGUUUGGAGUGUGUCCCUCAAAGUUUGAUAUGGUAGGUUCUCAGUCCCCAGAUGUUCCUGGAAUCCUUAAGAGGCUGGGCAUACGGCUGGCAAGUUGUCAGAUCCUCGGUGGAGCAAAGGCCUUGAUGCCGACUUUAUAACUAAAUCCAGUCUCUGGAAUCCACAUGGUAGAAAGAGAACUGACUCCCACAGGGGGUCCCUGACUCUGACACGUGGUGUGGUGCUAAAUAAAUAAAUGAAUGAA
Rattus rattus (black rat) is the source of this 2522-nucleotide messenger RNA. RefSeq names its product uroporphyrinogen III synthase (gene Uros). The transcript is spliced from 10 exons. Lineage: Eukaryota; Metazoa; Chordata; Mammalia; Rodentia; Muridae. Gene Ontology annotation, molecular function: uroporphyrinogen-III synthase activity. The record is from RefSeq and is a predicted model, not a curated record. Gene Ontology annotation, biological process: uroporphyrinogen III biosynthetic process. The coding region runs from base 250 to 1047 and encodes 265 amino acids.